Messenger RNA from Acanthamoeba castellanii str. Neff, 219 nucleotides. RefSeq lists its product as uncharacterized. The annotation marks the transcript as partial. The record is from RefSeq and is a predicted model, not a curated record. NCBI's taxonomy places the organism in Eukaryota, Discosea, Longamoebia, Acanthamoebidae. The transcript has a single exon.
UGGCCGAGGGCGUCGCCCCUCCCGAAGGAGCCCUCGUUCUCGUUCUCCUUCGAAACGAAGGACAAACAUGAUGCUGACGACGACUCCGACUUCUGGAAGCCGUGGGUCAUCGGUGUGAUCGUCGGCAGUGGCGUUGGCAUUGCUGUUUUCGUCUUUGUGGUGAUUGGCGUGGUUGUCUGGAUGGUCCGCAGCAGGCGCGACUACCAGCUCGUCAACUAA